This is a messenger RNA of Cervus elaphus (red deer), 489 nucleotides long. RefSeq names its product fatty acid-binding protein, heart-like. Gene Ontology annotation, biological process: fatty acid transport. NCBI's taxonomy places the organism in Eukaryota, Metazoa, Chordata, Mammalia, Artiodactyla, Cervidae. The transcript has a single exon. Gene Ontology annotation, molecular function: fatty acid binding. Gene Ontology annotation, cellular component: nucleus; cytosol. The record is from RefSeq and is a predicted model, not a curated record. The coding region runs from base 7 to 489 and encodes 160 amino acids.
ACCUUCAUGGGUACCUGGAAGUUAGUGGAGAGCAGGAAUUUCGAUGAAAACGUGAAGUCACUUGGUGUGGGUUUUGCUACCAAGCAGGCGGCCAAUAUGACCAAGCCUACCACAGUCAUCGAAGUGAAUGGGGAUACAAUCACCGUAAAAACCCAAAGUACCUUCAAGAAGAGGCAGGUCAGCUUCGAGCUGGGAGUGAAUUUCAAUGAGACAACAGCAGAUGACAGGAAGGUCAAGUCCAUCGUGAUGCUGGAUGGAGGCAAACUUGCCCACCAGCUGAAGUGGAAUGGACAAGAGACAACACUUGUACAGGAAACAGUUGAUGAGAAACUCAUCCUGCCACUCACCCACAGCAGUGCAGUUUGCCAUCGUACUUAUGAGGAAGGGGCACGACCUGUCCACUCCUUUACUGACUGCUCUUCUGCCAGUUGGCUACUCAUGGACUCGGCACCAGAUUGCCUCACUUUUCUCCCCUGGCAUUUUAUAUAA